AUGGAGGACCGUGGGUUCAAGCGUUUUUCGGGCGAAGAUGAGGACGCCGGGAAGGCGCUGAAGAAGUGGAAAGCAUGGGCCACUGCCAAGAUGCUCACAGUGAAGGACCUGUCAAAGGCCCAACGUGGGCCGUGGUUGUUCACCCUGCUGGAUGGCAAGGCCCUGGAGGCAUGCGAGCACAUGACGUUGGAUGAGAUGUCAGCCGAAGAUGGCGACGCCAAGAUUUGGAAACUGCUUGCUGAUCGGUUCCCAGAGAAGGAUGGUGAGUCCAUGAAGGACUGGACUUCCAGGGUCACUGAGACCUUUGAGCGCUGCCGCCGGAAAGCGAAAGUGGACUUCCCCACUGAGGCCACCAACUCCAGGUCGAGACGGCCGACGGCUGUCAUGAUGGCAGAAGAGGAGCAAGUGCCAGAAGAGACCUUGCCAGAGCAGAGCGCUUUUGAGGACGUCGAGGCGUUCUUGGCCAACUACGCCUUGGCUCCUGGUCCUGACGAAGGGCCAGUUUCGGAGACAGAGGCUGCUGGGGCUUUGGCUGUGUCUUGGAAGGAGCGACGGCAAGAGAUCAGCAAGCUGAAUAAGAGCCGCCAGUUCCAGCAGGCGGACAUGGCGAAGAGAAGUUUUCGCGUCGAAGUGGAGGAGCUGAAGAAGAGGACAAAGUGCCACAAGUGCGGCCGAGUGGGGCAUUGGGCCCGCGAGUGCCGGGCUCGCGCCAAUGCCUCGGGCAGGCCCAUGGCGCAGGGCAAUGCGGCCAACUACACCUCGUCUUCAUCUACGGUGCCAGCCAAGGGAGGAGCUGAGACGCUCUAUGUGGAGGCCGACUUCUCCGAAACAGUGACGGACGAGGUCCACUUCGUGGGUGCUGCAGAGGAGGCCUUGUCAGCCAGCCUUGUGUCGAGUCCCGGGUUCGGGGUGAUUGACUCGGGAUGUGGAAAGACGCUCAUCGGCGAGGACACGCUGGAAGCGAUGAUCCCCUUGCUUCAAGGCCGUGACAUCGUGAAAAAGUCGCAGCGCAACAGCUUUCGCUUCGGAAAUGGCGCGCACCGGGGUGAUAGAUGCAGCGGUGCCAACAUGCUCGGGAUGGACAAGCCCGUGAACCUGCAGACAAACGCCGCUGGCCAGCUCUUGAUAGAUCUGGUUCAGUUCCCCUCAUCCACGAAGCCGAGCGCUGCAGUGUCCGCCGAGGCCCUGUCAGCCGACAGUGUGACAGGGAACGUCUAUGGGUUAAACGAUGCCCCCUUUUGGUGGUGGGAAACCUUUGAUUCCGAAGCCCAAGCCGCGGGUUUUGAGAGGUCUCAAUUUGACAACUGCGUAUAUUACUUCCGCGAACCCAAGAGCCAUGAACUCAGUGGAGUGCUAGGAGCACAUGUAGAUGACUCCAUUACCGGUGGAGAAGGCUUGGCGUACGAGGAAGCUUUGCGCAAGCUUCGUGCUCGCUUCCCCUUCCGAAGGUGGAGAAUAGGGGCUGGAGAAUUUUGCGGCGUCAACUAUGCUCAAGAUCCUGUGACGUCCUACAGUCAGAAAGAGUAUGCGCAACAUCUCCGACCCAUUUCCCUCUCCAAGGCUCGCGCCGCACAGAGGCAAGAGCCGGCUUCCGCGAGGGAACUUUCAGCUUUGCGAGGCCUCAACGGUGCCUCAAACUGGCCCGAUCUGGCGGUGCAAGUCUCCAUGUCUCAGCAGUCCUUUCCCAGCCCCAGGGUUGCCGACUUGCUGUAUGCAAACCAAUUGGUUCAAAGAGCUCGCCAGUUUCAAAGUGUCGAGAUCAAGGUUAAGAGCAUUCCCUUUGAACAGCUGUGCAUCUGCACACACAGUGACGCAGCCUGGAGCAAUGCCAAGGAGGAUCGCACACAGGCUGGAUCUAUCCUUGCCUUCACCGGGCCCGAACUCGUAGAGAAUAAACCUGCGCAGUGGAGCCCCUUUCACUGGAAGUCCUUUCGCCUGCGCCGUGUGGUGCCCUCGACACUUGGAGGCGAAGCCCAGGCGUUCUCCACGGCGUCAGCCGUCGCUGAGUGGAUGAGUUUGCUUCUGGCCGAAGCCCGCGCAGGAAGCUUCGACCUUCGGACCUGCCAACCUCAACUCCGUGCCACGAAGCUGGUUGGGGUGACUGAUUGUAAAAGCCUCUAUGAUCACCUGCACACCCUAUCCUCAUUGUCCGGUGUUCAGGAUAAGAGGGUUUGUGUUGACAUCGCCAUUAUCAAGCAAAGCAUGGAGAGAGCAGGACUCCAGGUCCGAUGGUGUCCGACCGAACUCAUGAUCUGCGAUGCCCUGACCAAAGACAAGGCUGACCCUGCAGACCUGCUGCGAGCCAUUCUCGAACUAGGAACCUAUCAAUUGUCACCUGAAGGCCAAAUCCUGAAGACCAAGAAGGCGAAUCGAGAGCGCCUCAAGGUAACCUUGCCAGAGACUGGCAACUUGAGGUUGUGGAUUCAUCGGCUGGCCCAGGACGGACACAUCACCAUCCAGAAUCCGCUUCUCCUUGACGAGGCUGGGCCUGGCUCAGUCCCAGGGGCCAUGACAGAUGCCAGCAAGAGAGUUUGUCCGUCCGAUGAGCUCAGUCCCUUUGAGCUGGUGGAGUCCAAAGGUUACCUUUCCACAGUCAACGUAAGCAGUGUGAAGAAGAAGACGUUCGCUACCCCAGCUGGUACCUCACCGACCACAACAGCCAAAACGGCCUUGCCCGAAGGCAUCGACAGUGUGACCGCCUGGGGCAAGACCAUGUGCACCUUGCCAAAGGUGAAGGAUCGAAAGGCAAGCUACGCUGAGCUCGCCAAUGAAGGCGACAAAAGCACCAUCGAGUACCUGACGUGGGUGUUGGACAACCGCUCCAAGAGUGCCAAGGUAGAAGAUUUUGCGGCGUACCUCUGUGCCAUUGCAUGGCGUGAGCCAGCGGGAUUUAAGAUCCCCGGCACCGGCGAAGUCCGUACCCUGAAGGGCUGA
This is a messenger RNA of Symbiodinium natans, 2934 nucleotides long. Lineage: Eukaryota; Dinophyceae; Suessiales; Symbiodiniaceae. The record is from the annotation of a GenBank genome assembly.